Aspergillus tanneri is the source of this 1437-nucleotide messenger RNA. RefSeq lists its product as uncharacterized. NCBI's taxonomy places the organism in Eukaryota, Fungi, Ascomycota, Eurotiomycetes, Eurotiales, Aspergillaceae. Gene Ontology annotation, cellular component: nucleus. The transcript is spliced from 2 exons. Bases 1 to 1437 code for a protein of 478 amino acids. Gene Ontology annotation, molecular function: nucleic acid binding. The record is from RefSeq and is a predicted model, not a curated record.
AUGGACCGUAUCAACCGCCUUCGUCUUCUUUUGGACCACGAUGAGUCCCUCCUACAUCUCAACGCAGGCCUGCGCAAGCAAGGCGUACACGAGAGAGAAACUCCCCAUGACGCUUCGAACGCACCCCAGGAAGCCAGAAAUACAUCCCAAUAUCCCUCAGAUCCAUCUAGAGACCCUUCGACACAGGACCAAGAAGCCUAUGAACAAGUACACCAACUGACUCCCCUGGACCCCAUCGCCGUUCACGAUGGAUCCUUCUGUCCCGUCGUGGCUGUCUCUCGGUUCCCUUACAAGUUUGUCAAAGACCAACUCUCACAGACAGUAGCCAGUCAAUUCUUCGAUCGUGGCCAAUUCUGGAGUAGAUCUUGGGACCUUCAGGUGCGACAGUUCCUCCAGGAGAUCAACCACGCCCUAGAAUGCCGACUGUCUCUACCGACCGAGUCCAAGAAAGGCAUACUGCUGCCCUUCGGCGAGCGGAACUGGUGGCCCCAACCCAUCUUCUUGGGGAAAUGUACCAGCCUGGACACCAAGGAGCGUCUGCUGGCGGAAAUUCCACCCGCAAGCAACCAGGACCAGUUCCCUACUGACCAGGACAAGGACUACCUGGCCUGGGAGCAGGCCCUCGAGGCGGCCGUGGAUGCCACCAAGAACAGCAAAAAAUCAACCAAGGCCAAGCAGCAGCAGCGCGCCAUGCAUCACCAGAGCCUGGUGCAAUGUCUGGAACGCACGCAGCGGUACUUAGGACUGCAACCGCACGAGGAAGCCGAAUCCGAAAGGACGUGGGAAGCAGCCGCCGAGCACGAGGCCGCCGCCGCCGACUGGGAGGUGACCCGGCCCAUGAUGUACGGCUUCUGGAAGCAACCGCUGCUCGUCAGCAUUGACGUCGAGUGCAACGAGCGCUGUCACAAGCAGGUGACCGAGGUGGGUAUCUCCACGCUGGACCUGUCACUUCUUGUCGAUCAGGCUCCCGGCCCCCUGGGGAAGGUCUGGACCGCGCAGAUCGCAUCGCGACAUCUGCGCGUGCGCGAAUACGGCCACAUCGUCAAUCGGGACUUCGUCGCUGGAUGUCCGGCCAACUUCGAAUUCGGCACGAGCGAAUGGGUGUCAGAACGGGACCUGGGAGCUGUGGUGCAGGCCAGCUGGGAGAACGCGGGCGCAGUGGUUCUCGUAGGACAUAACCCGGGUGCGGAUCUGGCGUAUUUGCGGCAGCUUGGGGUAGCGGUUGAGGUGCAGACUGAGGCGAUGACGGGCAUCGUUGAUGUGGUGGAUACGGCAGAGACGUACCGGAUGUUGCGGGGCGAAGCGACGGUGCGAUCGCUGGGGGGAAUUCUGGGCGAACUGGGACUGACGGGAUGGCAUCUGCACAACGCCGGGAAUGACGCUCGUUAUGCAUUGGAGGCGAUGAUGGGGAUGUUCUUCAAUAAUUCAUCCACUUAA